AUGAAGUCCAAGAAAGAACCACAACAGUUUCUAUUUGAUGAAAAACAGCAGAAAAGAAACAUUGGACCAGAACAGAAGAAGGGUAAUGAAUGCUCUGCAUCUCAGGCUGCUGAAUCCCAGGUGUUUGAUAAACAUAGGAGAAUUAACAUAGAGGAGAAAUCUGCUAAAUUCUUGGAGUGUGGAAAAAGCUUUGGUUGGAAAGGAGAUAUUCCUGGCCAUCAACAGCUCCACACAAGAGACACACACAAAUGCCUGGAAAAUGAAAAGAGCUUUACUGAAAGUUCACAGUUUACAAAACAUAAUCAAAGCCACACUGGGGAGAAACCAUAUAAAUGCUUGGAGUGUGGAAAGAGUUUUCUUCGGCGAGGCAACCUAAUUGUACACCAACGAAUACACACAGGGGAGAAGCCAUAUACAUGUUUGGAUUGUGGAAAGAGCUUUGCUUUGAGUUCUCAGCUUACUAAGCAUCAACGUAUCCACACUGGGCAGAAACCUUACAAAUGCUUGGAGUGUGGAAAGAGUUUUCUUCGGCGAGGCAACCUAAUUGUACACCAACGAAUACACACAGGGGAGAAGCCAUAUACAUGUUUGGAUUGUGGAAAGAGCUUUGCUCGGAGUUCUCAGCUUACUAAGCAUCAACAUAUCCACACUGGGCAGAAACCAUACAAAUGCUUGCAGUGUGAAAAAAGCUUUGCUCAGAGCACUUACCUUAUUAAACAUCAGCGCAUUCACACAGGGGAGAAACCAUAUAAAUGCUUGGAAUGUGGAAGGAGCUUUGCUCGGACUGACCAUCUAGCUGCUCAUCGACAAAUUCACUCUGGGGAGAAGCCAUACAAAUGCUUGCAGUGUGGAAAGAGUUUUACUCAGAUUUCACAGAUCCACCAGCGAAUCCACACUGGGGAGAAACCAUAUAAAUGCUUGGAGUGUGGAAAGAGCUUUCCUUCAAGUUCACAGCUUACUUCACAUCAACGAGUCCACACAGGGGAGAAACCAUAUAAAUGCUUGGAUUGUGGAAAAAACUUUGCUUGGAUUAAAGAUCUUAAGUCCCAUCAAUAUAUUCACUCUGGAGAAAAGCCAUAUAAAUGCUUGGAGUGUGGAAAAAGCUUUGUUUGGAGUUCACAGCUUACUGUACAUCAGCGUAUCCACACUGGGGAGAAACCAUAUAAAUGCAUGCAGUGUGGAAAGAGUUUUUCUCAGAAUUCACCGCUUACUGCACAUCAACGUAUCCACAGUGGGGAGAAACCAUAUAAGUGCUUGAAAUGUGGAAAGAACUUUGCUUGGACUGCUCUUUGCACGACACAGAGCUGA
Euleptes europaea (tarantolino) is the source of this 1308-nucleotide messenger RNA. Its product is annotated as zinc finger protein 501-like. Gene Ontology annotation, biological process: regulation of transcription by RNA polymerase II. Bases 1 to 1308 code for a protein of 435 amino acids. The transcript is spliced from 3 exons. Gene Ontology annotation, molecular function: DNA-binding transcription factor activity, RNA polymerase II-specific; RNA polymerase II cis-regulatory region sequence-specific DNA binding. The record is from RefSeq and is a predicted model, not a curated record. Lineage: Eukaryota; Metazoa; Chordata; Lepidosauria; Squamata; Sphaerodactylidae.